AUGUCGGUUGACGAGCUGAAGAUACGUGAAGAGCUAGAGGUGGACGUCGAAAGCAAUCUAGAAGGAGAAAUCAGAGAAGAGAUUUACAUUCUUGCCUUAAAGCUGCAUAGAUUAUACCAACACCAAAAGCAAAAGACACUACUGAACCAAUCAUCUCAUGAUCACGAAAACAAUGCUCGAAAUAAAAUGUUGACCGAAGUCAACAUUAGCAUAAAGUUAGAAGGCGCGACAACUAUUCGGAUAAACGAGAUCAAGAAAGAGGGUCGUGGGGGAGGACUAGCACGAAUUGCCAAGGGGAAGGCAGUGAGUCCCGGGCAGGGUAGAAAUCGCAAGGCUAAGUUCGAUUGGGCGGGGAGCCUUAGAUCAAAAGCAUCGAGCGCGAUGAUUGUUAAUCACGGGCCGGAUAGAAAUCGGGACAGAGUGAGGGGUCUGAUGAAGGAUAAGAAAGGUGGAUAUGCAAAUCAAGGGAGCACAAAUAAAGGAGAAUGGAAAUAUUAG
Molecule: messenger RNA, 498 nt
Organism: Striga hermonthica
Lineage: Eukaryota; Viridiplantae; Streptophyta; Magnoliopsida; Lamiales; Orobanchaceae
Source: the annotation of a GenBank genome assembly